CCUCAGGCCAAAACCUUAGGCUUUGGCGGCUUUGGCCCUUGCCUUCUCAUUCUCUUCAGAGAGUUCUUCAGUAAAAGCCAUCAUUUCGAAAGAGUGCAGAGAUGGUUUUGUCAAACAGAAGGCUGAAGCAAAAGCUAAGAGAAACACUAGCUCAAUCCUUAGCAGAAUCGGUAGCUAAAGCCGACCCGCAAACUGAUGGGUCAGAAAACCCAGACCCGAAUUCGGAGCCCCAGUCGCUGAAAGUGCUCCUGGACUCUGCAACCCAGAAACCCAGAUUGUCCAAGCGAGAGAAACGUAGAAAGCUCCUUGCUUUGCGAGGUUCAGAGGCGGUGAGUGGGAGUGGCACUGGUGGCAAUUUUGAGGAAAACAAGGGCGAGGAAGAUAAAAGGGAAGUUGAGUCGGAGGAUUUGGGGGAUGAGAAAAAGGAGGAGAAGAAAAAGAAGAAGAGGAAGAGAGAUGAGGAGGAAAACAAUGGAGUUUUGAGUUCAGAGGAAAAUGAGGUUGUGAAGGAGGCUAAAAAGCCAAAGAAAAAGAAUAAGACGAAGAAGAAGAAUAAGAAGAGAAAGAAGGAGGCAAAGAAUGAGGAAGAGAAAAAGGAUGGUGAGCUUGGGAGUGAGGAGCAAAGUGUCAAAGAGACAAAUAAUAACAGUGAUAGGCAAACGAAUGGGGAUGUUCCUACAAAAGUUUAUGUUGGAGGCAUUCCUUAUUACUCGACCGAGGACGAUAUUCGAAGUUACUUUGAAAGCUGUGGCACAAUAACUGAAGUUGAUUGUCUGAGGUUUCCUGACAGUGGGAAGUUUAGAGGAAUUGCUAUUAUUAGCUUUAAGACAGAAGCUGCUGCUAAACGAGCCUUGGCUCUUGAUGGAGCUGAAAUGGGUGAACUAUUUCUGAAAAUCCAGCCUUACAAGGCAACUCGAGCCAAUAAAGUAUCUGAUUUUGCCCCACAAAUUGUGGAGGGGUACAAUAGAAUCUAUGUUGGAAAUUUGUCGUGGGAUAUUACUGAGGAUGAUCUGAAGAAACUUUUUUCAGAUUGCAAGAUAUCAUCUAUACAUUUUGGUAUGGAUAAGGAAACAGGGGAAUUCCGAGGUUAUGCUCAUUUGAAUUUCUCUGAUAGUCUCUCGCUGACGCUGGCAUUGAAGUUAGAUCAGAAGGUUGUAUGUGGAAGACCUGUCAAGAUAAGCUGUGCAGUACCUCUGAAAAGAGCAGGGACCCCUUCAAAUUCUGCACCUACAAAUUCAAGUACUCAUUCAAUAUCAGUAGCCCCAACCACAGGUGCCAAUUCGAUACCAGUAGCUAUAACUACAGAUACAGGAGCUGAUAAUACUGAGUUGAGUACCGUCAGUGGUAAGAUUAAGAGAAGGACAUGCUACCAGUGUGGUGAAAAGGGACAUCUCUCAUCCGCUUGUCCAAUGGCAUCAACUACGUUUUCAAGUACCCAUUCAAUUGCUGUAACUACAACUACAAGUGCCGAUUCGAUACCAGUAGCUACAACUACAGAUACAGGGGCUGAUGAUAUUGGGUUGAGUGCCGUCAGUGGUAAGAUUAAGAGAAGGACAUGCUACCAGUGUGGUGAAAAGGGGCAUCUCUCAUCCGCUUGUCCAAUCACAGCAACUACGUUUUCAAGUACCCAUUCAAUAUCCAUAGCUACAACUAUAAGUACUGAUUCAAUACCAGUUGCUGCAACUACAAGUACCAAUUCGAUACCAGUAGCUACAACUACAAGUACCAAUUCGAUACCAGUAGCUACAACUACAGGAGCUGAUAAUGGUGGGUUGAGUGCCAUCAGUGGUAAGAUUAAGAGAAGGACGUGCUACGAGUGCGGUGAAAAGGGUCAUAUUUCUUCAGCUUGUCCAAAGAAGCAAUCUGCUGAUAACAAUGCAAGCAUGCAGGCAGUGUCCUAAGUUUUCCUGUUAACUAUAUGUAGGAAAAACAUAUUAUCCUUCUCAUCAAACUAUUAUUUUUUCAAAUAGGCUGAAAAGCCAAAGAUUGCAGCUUAGUUUGAGGCAAAGAUUUGUAGUACUGAGAUGUUUCUUUCUUAUUGAUAAAGCAAAUUUUGAUUCUUGCUUAAA
This is a messenger RNA of Prunus avium (sweet cherry), 2069 nucleotides long. RefSeq names its product phragmoplastin interacting protein 1-like. The record is from RefSeq and is a predicted model, not a curated record. Lineage: Eukaryota; Viridiplantae; Streptophyta; Magnoliopsida; Rosales; Rosaceae. Gene Ontology annotation, molecular function: RNA binding; zinc ion binding.